Molecule: messenger RNA, 711 nt
Organism: Racocetra persica
Lineage: Eukaryota; Fungi; Glomeromycota; Glomeromycetes; Diversisporales; Gigasporaceae
Source: the annotation of a GenBank genome assembly
AAGACGAAAUUGUGUGUCAAGAAGGCGUUCUGCACCUUUUAGUUCAAAGAAAUGAUAUUGUUGACAAAAAAGUUAACCAAUCUACGUUGCUUUAUGAUGAUGCAAAUGCAUUCAUACCUACUUCGAUGGGCCAAUUCUUUUUGAUCAUUGUUAGGUUGUGCAAUGUACUUAUGAAGCGUAUAAAGGAAGCAUCGAUGACUGAAACGAUGUACAAAAUUGUGACGAAGAUCGAACAAGCCAAGAAUUUAUGGCAAAAUACUCUUCAGCAAGAAAUUGGAUGUACAUAUAAUGAUCCACUUGCUUCUAAUGUUGUGCUUAGGAAAUAUUUUUUCACCGUUCUUGAUAAGGAAAUGAACAGCAUGAACAAAAUGUUGAAUUAUCGCCAACGUAACUUUUCGUCUCAAAAAACUAACACAAAUUCACCCAUAAAUCCUAAUAAGCCUGUCACAUAUUAUGGAAAAAUGGCUAAAAAAGUUGCUUUAUUGAUUGAUUACGAUCCUCCGGGUGAACUUUCUGAAAAUGGACCACGCCAUGAUAAUGAUUUCAGCGAAAUAUCAAAAAUUUCAAUUAUUCCAACCAAAAAUGAGGUCUUAUGCGAUCGAGAUCCAUUUUUACCUACAACAAAUAUGGAUGACUCCUUGCAUCAUCUACCAAAAGGUGCAGAACGCCUUCUUGACACACAAUUUCGUCUUCUCAGAGAGGAUAUGAUGU